Messenger RNA from Sebastes umbrosus (honeycomb rockfish), 2510 nucleotides. RefSeq names its product methyl-CpG binding domain protein 3b (gene mbd3b). Gene Ontology annotation, molecular function: DNA binding. NCBI's taxonomy places the organism in Eukaryota, Metazoa, Chordata, Actinopteri, Perciformes, Sebastidae. Bases 290 to 1186 code for a protein of 298 amino acids. The transcript is spliced from 8 exons. The record is from RefSeq and is a predicted model, not a curated record.
UUUUCCUUUUUGCGGAUGUAGCCCUCGUUGCCCCGGCCACACCAGAUGGUAGGCAAGGUAGUGAUGUGGCCGGGAGGUCCGCGGCGGAAUGAUUUGCGCGACGACAAAGAGACGGGAUGUUGUUAGCAGGCAGAUCCCAUUACAGAGAGAGGACACGCAUGUUGUAAUAUGGUCGAAACAAAAGCGUGAGAAGCGAUAGGCCAAAAAAAACAUUUAAUAUAUAAAUCCAAUCUUCUUAUUAACUAGUAACUUUAGUAGUUGGAUUUAUAAAGCUACUCUCGUGGGAGAUAUGGAGAAGAAAAGGUGGGAUUGCACUGCUCUCCCCAAGGGCUGGAAAAUGGAAGAAGUGACCAGAAAGUCGGGUUUGUCAGCUGGAAAAAGCGAUGUCUAUUAUUUUAGCAGAGGAGGAGAAGAGCAAGAUGAGGAACAGAGGCAAGAGAGGGGGGAGGCGGGUCGGUUGUAUAGUUUGUGUCCAUCUGGGAAGAAGUUUCGGAGCAAGCCUCAGCUGGCCCGUUACCUUGGUAACCAGAUGGACCUCAGCUCCUUUGAUUUCCGCACGGGGAAGAUGCUGAUGAGCAAGCUGAACAAGAACCGCCAGAGAUUGCGCUAUGAUAACAACAACCAGAACAAGGGCAAGCCGGACUUGAACACGUCGCUCCCAGUCAGACAGACGGCCUCCAUCUUUAAGCAGCCUGUUACCAAGGUUACCAACCACCCAAACAAUAAAGUGAAGACGGAUCCACAGAAAGCUGUCGACCAGCCCAGACAGCUAUUUUGGGAGAAGAAACUCGGUGGUCUCAAUGCUUAUGACAUUGCAGAGGAGCUGGUGAAAACAAUGGAACUGCCUAAAGGCCUGCAAGGUGUUGGUCCAGGCUGCACAGACAAGACUCUCCUGUCGGCCAUUGCGAGCGCUCUGCACACCAGCGCUGCUCCCAUCACCGGCCAGCUGUCUGCGGCCGUGGAGAAGAACCCAGGAGUCUGGCUCAACACAACACAGCCGCUGUGCAAGGCCUUCAUAGUCACUGAUGAGGACAUCAGGAAACAGGAGGAGCUGGUUUACAGUGUGAGGAAAAGGCUGGAGGAGGCUCUGAUGGCUGAUAUGUUGGCCCACGUCGAGGAGGCUACCAGUGACGGAGAGGCUCCUAAGGACGAUGGCAACGCCAGUGAAGAUAUGGAGAGUGUAUAGCACAGGGAUUUGUUCAACACCUGCACACACACGACCAUGAACAGUAGGAGCCAUACAGCAGUCCUUGCCCUGAUGAACUGUCCCUGAGUAUCCGCGUCCAACUUAAACCUUUAACCUGACUCACACCAGUCCAGUACAACCUAAAGAACUGUCUUCCCCCUCGCCUCAACCCAAAACACACUGGAGUCUCAAGUACGUCUAUUCAUCAUUAACUCCACUGGAUGGGACUCCUCGACUUCAACGGCAAUUAAACAUAUAUUUCUGACCUCGGUUGAUUUUUGACUAGGACAUUUUUAAAGAAAAUUCCCUUGAACUUUCAAAUAUUAAAAAAUAACUUAUCAAUAGUGUGUCAAAAUUAGUGUUUGAUGAGAAGCGUAUUUUUUACUGAAAGGCUUUGAAUGGGUUUGUAUUUUUUUGUGACAAUCGUCAAAUCCGAACAUUUUAUGUCAGCAGAAAGUUGAUCUGGGUGCUCUCUUUUUUUUUUUGGCAGAUUGGAAAUGAAUGUUUUGUAUUUUUGGCAUGUCUCUUUCUUGAAUUUUAUGAAGCACUACAUGAGUAGUCUGACACAAAAACACUGUCUUUUCUAUAGUGGAACCGGUUGAAGUGUAACUACCGACGAGUUUGAGCUAAUUUAAAUCAGCGUCCGGACCGGCUGAUGAAAUGCUGAUGGUGUAGUUUGAAUCCCGUGUACAUCCAUUUGGAGGGGUCAAGUUUUUAUUGUUGUAAUUUCAAGGAAAUAUUGUACUUCAUGACGGUUGUAUCAUCCUGUGAGUCAUGUUCAGUAUUGACCAAAGAGGAGACAUGUCAUUUUGAAGAGGGUUGUGUGACGUGCGUGUAACUAAAGUCUGCUUUACUGUGAGCGAUUCUGCUGUUGUACAACUAAACAUGAGGAAAGUAAAAAAGUACACAUGAUGGGGCUGAGCACAAUGGGAAAGAAAUGACUUGAAACCUCUUUCUAUUGUAAAAAUAUUUGUUUUUAACUCUCAUCAUUAUAGGUGCUUACUAAAGCUGUGAAACAUGGCUAUCACAGUUUCAGUCCACGUUUUUUAUUUUAUUUUUUUUUAAACGUGUCAAUGUUACCACACACAUGCUGCCUCCUCGUAAACCCACGCACAAAAUUGGUGACACUGCAAAUUACAGUUUUAAUGUCAUUUAUCAUCUGAGGAAUAAUGUUUUUUUUUUUAAUUUUUUUUAUCCCGUCUGUCAAUGUUUGAUAGUGAAUAGUGUAUCCAGCUGAAAUCAUGAAAAUCCCUUCUAAAUAUCAGCAGGCUGAUUGCUGAAAUGAAUUUGAUUGUAUUACUUAUUAAAAUGAAUUGAUAUGUCA